Molecule: messenger RNA, 1116 nt
Organism: Anastrepha obliqua
Lineage: Eukaryota; Metazoa; Arthropoda; Insecta; Diptera; Tephritidae
Product: dynein regulatory complex protein 9
Exons: 1
Coding region: 1-1116 (371 amino acids)
Biological process (GO): cilium organization
Cellular component (GO): motile cilium; cytoplasm
Molecular function (GO): protein binding
Source: RefSeq, a predicted model, not a curated record
AUGAAGCAUAUUAGCCAACUGGAAAAAUUUGAAUAUCUGCCCGUAGAUCCAAAUGAGCUGAAGAAAGCUCUCUUGUAUACCGUUUUUACCGAGGCAUCUACGAAGUUGCGCAUCUACCAACGCAGCAAAAUGAUAAAUGCAACUCGAUUCGUACCCGCAUCUACUAGCAGCGCAAUUAAGGGCCACCAGAGCUCACGUCGCAGCUCUACGAAAAUACCAAACCAAAUGGCGGAUGAUGCCGAAGAUGUGGUCAAUGAAAAAAUCCUAAAUGAAAUAAGAUUGGAUCAGGAGUUGACUUUGUUGCGUAGAAUUUAUGCUGAAGCACUCUCCGCACUUGACUCCUCCGACAAUGAUAGUGUUGCUACAGAAUGGAAUGAAGAACCACGCAAACCGUACGCCCAGCUGUUUGCUGCUAUUGAAGCACAGCGGGCAGACAAGAAUGAAGUAGAACAAGCGCUAAUCACACUCCGUACCAACCAAACAACACUCAAAAAGCUAAAAUCACAGCUUGCUGAAGAACGUCAAGCAGCCGAAGUUAAAAUGGCCGAACAGAAUGAAUCUAUUGCUACUCUACGUCAUAAUCUACGUAAUGUGCGUCUACUUAACGAACUUGAGCUACGUCUGGUGCAGCGCUGGGAGGAGAAUCGCUACACACAGGCGAGUAUAGUGGGGGCGAAUGAGGAACGUACAUUGCAGCAACAAAUCGAUGAGCUACGCCAACGUAUGGCUGGGGAAGAGCUCAUCAUUGCCGAAGUGGAUAAAUUCAGAGUGAAACAAUUUGCUGAGUUGAAUGCCAGCAUCGCAGCUUGGCAAAAAAAAUACGCACGUGUGAUGGAGAUUAAAUGUGCUGAGACACAGGCAAAAGAGCGGCAAAUGCAGCGGUUGCAAAAAUCGCUGGAACGCCAUCGGGAAACUUAUGCAGAGCGACAGCAAUUCGUGCGCGAUUACUUGGUUGAAAAGGAUGUGGAGCGGCAGCUGUACGAGCAGCAAAUUUAUCGUGUGGAAUGUGCGGUGCGAAUACAGGCGUGGUGGCGUGGCCUAAUGGUGCGUCGCGGACUGGGUCCUUUUAAGAAAAAAGUGAAGAAGGGCAAGAAGGGAAAGGGCAAGCCCAAGUAA